AUGGACUAAGAAAAUAAACAAUAAUAGCUUUCUUUUAGGAAAAUUAUAAAAAACCACAAAGUUAUAUAACAGAAACUGUAUUUUAUUCUUUAUUGUUAUUAUGGGAAUUAUUUGUCACAUUAGUUCUAUCCGAAAGAAUUAAAUUAUUUGAGGCUCAUUAAGCAUUUAAGGUAAGUAUUAUAUAGCAUUAGUAUGAGCAUUGCAUAUAAUAAAUUUUGAUAUUUUAGAUUCAUCAUAAAAAGUUAUUUGCAUUAAUAGUUGCCAUUUUGCUCUUAAAAUUAUUGAUAUUAAAUUUAAUAUAAACUGUGAAUAAUACUUAUAUAAUAACUGAAUAUUAUACUGGUGGUUAUUUCAGAAAGUUCAUUAAGGUUGGAAAGUAUUAUUUUAGAGUUAUUCCUGAAGAGGAAGUCCUAAAUAUUUUAAGGGUUAUUCUAAGGAAUACAGACUUUAAUUAAAUACGGCAUCAUAAGUCAUGAUAUUACACUAGCAAAUAUACUGAUUCAUGAUUCUCAAUUCAAAAUUACAUGUUUUGAAAUUGCAUAAGAAAAAGACUAAAAUCUUGAUAUCAUAAUGAAUUCUUUAUUAAAUACAUCUUUUUAUGAUCCCUUAAAUUCUUAAAAGAGUCAAACAUUCAUCAAAAUGUGGUAUUUGGUCAUUAAGUUUAAUACUGUGUGAAAUGCUUUAUGGGAGGACACCAUGGUAUUCUAAAAAUUUAGUUGAAUUGAUGAAUAAGAUUCAAAGAUAUUUAAAUUUAUUAUCCUUCAUCCAUCUGUUACUAGUUCUACUAAAUAAUUGAUAAAAGUUUGUUUGUAAAAAAAGGGAAGAAAAAGAUGGAAUUUUGAGGACAAACUAAAGAUGUUAAUUGUAAUUCUAAUGAAAAUAAGGAGAAUUAUGCUACAAAGGAAGAUAUUCAUUCGCAAAAUCAUAGAGAAAAUAAAUCUUCUUAGAGCAAUCAAUCAAAAUUCUCUCUCUAAUUGA
Paramecium sonneborni is the source of this 978-nucleotide messenger RNA. The record is from the annotation of a GenBank genome assembly. Lineage: Eukaryota; Ciliophora; Oligohymenophorea; Peniculida; Parameciidae.